Molecule: messenger RNA, 2633 nt
Organism: Oncorhynchus gorbuscha (pink salmon)
Lineage: Eukaryota; Metazoa; Chordata; Actinopteri; Salmoniformes; Salmonidae
Product: acyl-CoA-binding protein-like
Exons: 5
Coding region: 144-1622 (492 amino acids)
Biological process (GO): copper ion import; fatty acid metabolic process
Cellular component (GO): endosome; plasma membrane
Molecular function (GO): ferric-chelate reductase (NADPH) activity; fatty-acyl-CoA binding; cupric reductase (NADH) activity
Source: RefSeq, a predicted model, not a curated record
CGGGUGUUCUGCACGGUCAUAGUUAUCUUCCGUACACAGACGGGCGGAACGAUGUGGGCAGAAUCUUGUUGUAACGCAGUUCGGCAUCUGCAAGGAAUAUGACGGAUUCUGCUUCAUAAAGAACACACCUCUACAGGUCCAACAUGCCUCUUGGCGACAUGAGGACACCCCUGCUGUCCAACUCAUUUGACACCCCAGAGGAAUCCCUGCCCUGUGACCUGGGAAACCCCACAGUGGGCAUCCUAGGCUCAGGUGAUUACUCCCGCUCCCUGGCUGUGCGAUUAGUUGCCUGUGGUUAUAGGGUAGUGGUCGGCAGCCGUGACCCAAAGCAUAUAGCCACCGGACAGUUUCCUGAUGGGGUUCAGCUUCUCACACAGCGGGAGGCGAUGGUUGGCACAGAGAAAGUUGUCUUUGCUGCUCUCUACCCUGAACACUACCACACCCUGGUGGGGUUGAGGGAUGUACUGGCUGGGAAGGUGCUGGUGGAUGUGAGCAACGCCACCAAGCUUAACAGUGGAGAGCCGUCUAACGCUGAGAGGCUGGCAGAGCUGUUCCCAGAGAGCAGAGUGGUGAAGGGCUUCAAUGUGGUCUCAGCCUGGGCCCUACAGACUGGAGCUCAUGACGGCAGCAGGCAGGUCCUGAUCAGCAGUGACUGCCCUGAGGCCAAGAGAACUGUGAUCCAGCUGGCUCGCUGUAUGAGUUUCCUGGCAGUGGACAUGGGAGGCCUUGCUAGCUCUAGGCACGUUGAGGACGCCCCCCUGCGCCUCUUCCCAUCCUGGGGCGGCCCCCUAAUGGUCACCUUCCUCCUCAUCCUUUUCUUCUACGGCUACAACUUCCUGCGUGGUGUUCUCAUGCCCUAUCUGUCCCGGGGGCAAAACAACUUCUACCAGCUACCCCUGGAGACGGUGAACAAGACGCUACCAGCAGUGGCCCUGGUGAUCCUGGCGCUGGUCUACCUCCCGGGACUGUGGGCUGCCGCACUGCAGCUGGUCCGGGGAACAAAGUACAGCCACUUCCCCGGCUGGCUGGACCGCUGGAUGGGGAGACGCAAACAGCUAGGCCUGCUGAGCUUCCUAUGUGCCGGGCUGCAUGCAGUCUACAGUAUGUGUCUGACCCUGCGCAAGGCUUCCCAAUACAGGCUGCUGGAUGCAGCGUACAGACAGGUGAAGGCAGGAGUGGAGCAUUCCUGGGAGGAGCCUCAGGUGUGGAGAUCGGACUUUUAUCUGUCCUCUGGCAUUCUGGGACUUGGUGUUCUGACUCUUCUGGCCAUCACAUCUCUACCCUCGGUGGGUAACGCUCUCAGUUGGAGAGAGUUCACUUUUGUACAGUCAGGGUUGGGGUACGCUGCCUUGACUCUCUCCAUCAUGCACACCCUCUUCUUCAGCUGGGACUUUGCUUUCUUCUCAUUUGCUUACCCUUACUACAUGCCCCCCACAUACCUGCUGGCACUGAUCCUGCCCUGUCUGGUCCUGGUGGGUCGGCUCUUCCUGGCACUGCCCUGCCUAGCGUUCAGAUUGGCAAAGAUACGUCGAGGCUGGGAGAGUCCAUGCCACCACCCUCCUCAGACCCAAGAGGACACAGCCAAUGGCGUGCUGCCCAGGGACUUAAGUGGUGAUGUGUGACGGUCCAAUCAAGUAGAGACUCAGUGCAAAUCCAUUUUCUAGCUCUGAUGAAAGGGAUGAUUUGUUGUACAUAUUUUGUCUGACACACACUAUGGCACUUUUUAAUGCAACUUCAUUUUUAAAUCCAAAUAAGAAACAAACUCAAGAAAAGUGUUACUAUUUUUCUAGAAACUGAAAUACUGAAAGGUUACCUCACAAGUCCAAUAUACAACUACCUUCUGUUAUGAUAAAAUGCUUUGUUUAACUGGGUUAAGAAACAUGAACAGAAAUAUGUAUCACUUUCACUGAGUAUCAUAGCAAGACAUUUCAUAUUUGACUAGACCUCCAAGCUUCUCUUGGGUAAAGUGAAGAAGGAUGUGACUACUUUCUGGUCAAUUUCAGCAUGUUCUAAUCUCCAAACCCACUAUUCGACAAGAUUUACCAACCAGAAGUGCCUGUAUUGAGCCUCAACUGAGAAGCUGCACUUGACCCUGAAAUAGGAAAAAAAAAUUAGACAGAAGUCUGUAUAAGGAUUAGUGUUAGAGACCUAGUUAAUACGGUCCGUCUUUGUUGUUCAGCUGUGUGUUACUGCGCUGUCGCUUCCAGACAGACAAUCUGUGUGCAGUGUUGUGGAAUAUCUUGAGUCAAAUAUUUCCAGAUACCGGAACUUGUGAAUUCAAUUUAGACUUUAUUACAAAUGCAACAGAGCCGAGCCUUUCCAUGGAAAAUACUAAAUUCUCUAAUCACAGAGUUCUGACUUUAUAUUUUUUCCCGUCUUUACAUUGCACAUAUAGUCACUCCUUGUAUGUACAUGAACAACUCCUAUUUGCCUUAUAGUUCUCCCAUCUUUGCAUUACGUAUAGAAUCCACUCCCUCUAUAUGAAAAUAACUCCUCUUGACAUUUCUCCACCAUUAUCUUUCCAUCUCAGUUCUUGCUUGUUAAUGCCCACAUCUGACAGCUGAAUAGGUUAUAAUGGUAGCAGGCCCUGGAAAUACUUCACUGUACUUAUGCAAUAAAGCUUUUUAGAUGAA